AGAAGAGGAGCUUUUGUGAGGCUUCUUCUUAACUUUUCGUAGCGGUAUACGAAACCGCUUGAUUGCUGCAUCGAGUUGGCCUUUGUUUCAGUGGAUUAUAAGAGAGAACGCGGACCUGCGCGCCUGGUUAGUCGUUUGAGAGGUUCGUGUGUGGGAGGUCGUGUUAUCGUGACGUUCAUUGACGUGAACUGCAACAAAAUAUUCACAGGAAAAGUGUGGUUUUCAACACUAAAUACCACUUUUCAGUGUGAAAAUUUCGGUCCGAUAACACUGAAUACGGCUCAUCGCUUUGCCGUGACGAGAUAAAGGAGAAUUCCCACCAUGGAGUUCCGUAUUACUUAUCAGCUAGUAUGAACUCCGGUAGAAAUAUAAAUUUUUGAAGGUGUACCUGAGUUUUAGUUCUCAUCAUCAAUAGUUAUCCGGAUGGUCGUGCGCUUUCUCAUUGCCUAUUAAAGCGGUUCACAUCUGUUUACAUGUACUAUGUUGUGCUUUAUGUGAUUCUUCACGCAGUGUUUAAGCAACAUACCUCAUAAUGCAAUUUGCCAUAUGCAUCAUCGCCAGUGGUAGGACAAUGGCCCUCAUUUUCACACUUUCGCACAUGUUUUCGUCGGUAACGUCGACGGCGGCACCAGAAGACAUACCCUCGGGUUCAGCGUUACAUCACACGGCGUUUGGUGAUAGUGGUAAGCAAUUUAGUGACGAUGCUCCAGAUUCGUAUGCGUAUAUUAAUGUAACGUACAAAACGGAAAUCGGUUGGAUAUGGGAGCAAUCGGAAGCCGGUCGAUACGGUGGUGGCAAUAUCGGUCCUGCGUUUGGUUAUUUAGUUCAUGUAUCGUCCGAGGCGAACCCGCACGAUCACACGGGUUGUCAGUUACCUUUCAAGAGCACACGUUCGGAUCGAAGGUUGCCAAGAGGAGAACCUUGGAUCGCCCUGAUCAAGAGAGGUCGAUGCAACUUCGAGAUCAAGGUGGAAAAUGCCUACAGAAGUAAUGCAUCCGGCGUUCUCGUUUAUAACGAUCGAGAUUCAACUUCGCUCGACAAGAUGAAACUAUCGACUGACAGUGGAAGUGUAUAUUUUGUUUCAGGAAAUAUUAGUGCAAUAUUCACUUACAAACUAAAAGGCGAACAACUGGCGAAACUUUUGGAAAACGAUUCCGAAGUAUUAGUCCAUAUUACCGUAGCUAGUAGGAGUACAGUUAGAAAUGCAACUAUUAACAGGACAUCGGUUUUGUUCGUGUCCAUUACAUUCAUAGUAUUAAUGAUAAUUUCCUUAGCAUGGCUAGUGUUUUACUACGUGCAAAGGUUUAGAUAUAUUCACGCAAAAGAUAGACUGUCGGUAAGUUCUUUUAUGCUAUUCUACUACUUUAAUCUUUCGUAUAUUCUCCUUUCGUACCUUCUCGUUUCGUACCUUAAACAAUAUUACCUGUUUUGACCAAUUUUGUUCUCGUUUCGUACCUUAAAGAUAAAUCGUCCCCAGUGAGUUUUUCGUACCCUGUGGUACUUUAAAUUUCCAAUGCGAAGAAAAGAGCUCUUGGUCCCAUAACACUAAUUAACGAAGAAGUAGUAACGUAAA
Agrilus planipennis (emerald ash borer) is the source of this 1573-nucleotide messenger RNA. Its product is annotated as protein goliath. NCBI's taxonomy places the organism in Eukaryota, Metazoa, Arthropoda, Insecta, Coleoptera, Buprestidae. The transcript is spliced from 5 exons. The record is from RefSeq and is a predicted model, not a curated record. The coding region runs from base 533 to 1432 and encodes 299 amino acids.